Molecule: messenger RNA, 1753 nt
Organism: Exaiptasia diaphana
Lineage: Eukaryota; Metazoa; Cnidaria; Anthozoa; Actiniaria; Aiptasiidae
Product: rho GTPase-activating protein 19
Exons: 11
Coding region: 105-1532 (475 amino acids)
Biological process (GO): signal transduction; regulation of small GTPase mediated signal transduction
Cellular component (GO): cytoplasm
Molecular function (GO): GTPase activator activity
Source: RefSeq, a predicted model, not a curated record
UCGCGGAACACUUGAAAAGACAACAAGAAAUGWSGCUUUGUUUUUGAAAAACGACUUUGAAAAUCAACUUUUUAACCUUAAAUUUUCUACAGAAUCUUCUCGAUAUGAGCAAGAAAGAUACCCGRGAUCCUUAUGCAUCCAUUUGUAUAAGCAGAUUGACGAGACUUCUCGAUCUUGACAUACUAGAAGACUUACAAGAGCUCGAAGAUGCUGGCAAUGUAAUGAAGAAUUUAGAGUUCGAAGAUCAUGCCAAGCCAAACCGUAGUUUCCUUGCGAAAUCCACGGAAAAAAUUAACAAGAUUAUAAGUCGAAAACAUAACCACAAGAUAUUUGGCCAUCCUCUUAAUGAUGAUGCAGUACACAGAAUUCUCCCCUUAAUAGAUCAUCUUCAAUCUUGUGUUGAUCUAGAAGGUAUAUUCCGUGUUCCUGGCAGCAAAAAGAGACAAGAAGAACUAAAGGAACUGAUAGACAAAGACAGUCAUGUCAAGCUUAACARUGGCAAGUUUACUCCACAUGAUGUCGCUUGUGUGUUGAAGCAGUUYCUUGGUGAAUUACCAGAACCUUUGCUGACUCAUGCACCACAUGAAGCUUAUAUUCAAGUUACAGAGGAAGGUUGUGCGGGGCUUAUCCACAAAGCUAGAGAAACACUGUCUUGUAGCAAUAUGGCCAGCAAGACCAUGAUUCAUUGGGUGAAGAUGUCAUGUUUAAGUCAGUUUCCUGAAGACCUGGAUGCRAUGAACCAAGCUGUAGCAUUCAUGGUUACACAUGGAAGACAAUUGUUUGAGAUUCCAGAUGUACUUAAGAAGGAGCUGAAAGCAACCAARAGUAAUGCAAGUGGAAUGGAUGAAGAAGACGCACCAAGUAUGACGCACACAUUUUGUCAACCAAUGAACUACAAAAGACACAGGCAGGUCGUACAAGACAACACAUCAGAAGCACUAGUAAACCUGUAUAACCACGUUAUGGACAUGCCUGACGGACCUGUUAAACAGAAAUUCCUUGAAAAGUUUGAGAAGUCAAACCCUGGUACUCCGCCAUUUAUGCCCAAGUCAAGAUGCAGGGCCAGCAAGUUACACUCAUCUACACCGCUAUCAACAUAUUCACCAGCAUCRUUAGCAAGAUAUCCUCUYUCUCCWAUCAACAUGGACGUAACAGCUACAACGUGUAAGAAAGUGGCCUUCAAAUCACCACAACCACCUUCAUCUACUGCCACAAAAAUGGCUUUCCAUAGGUUUUCACCUUAYAAAAAYACGAUGAARACACCAUCAGGUCUCAUUUCACCUCACAAGACACCAAAAACACACGGUUCAAAGUCUCGACAUAGACGUACUAGUACYACUGGAAGUWUGGGUAUAUCACCAUUCCGCCGCAAGAGAACCAAGACCAACAACACYCCACUACAGACCCCCUCGGGAUGUAUUGGUACACCAGGAGGUUUUGAUACACCAAGUGAAACGAUUGUUACCUUAUAUGGCACGCCUACUAUAAGAAAACGCAUCACUAGUCGGGACUAUAUGGGAGAUGAUGUCUAAAAACAAYUGUUGAAAAGAUAAACUUAAAAGAAAAGAUUGUAAAUAUAUGCAGGAACACUGUGGACACUAUGUCGUAGUUAGCCUCGWACGCAGACGAUUUUCAGGUUUCACUGGAGCUUCUCGAUUGUUAUGAAACAACUAGAGCAUCCCACCAAAAAACGUGAAAUAAACUUAGUAGAUUAAGGUUAGCAUUAAACUUCAAAAAACUGCUUCUUUGAAAC